Molecule: messenger RNA, 1244 nt
Organism: Myotis daubentonii (Daubenton's bat)
Lineage: Eukaryota; Metazoa; Chordata; Mammalia; Chiroptera; Vespertilionidae
Product: NKG2-A/NKG2-B type II integral membrane protein-like
Biological process (GO): positive regulation of natural killer cell mediated cytotoxicity; stimulatory C-type lectin receptor signaling pathway
Source: RefSeq, a predicted model, not a curated record
AGCUGCAGAGAUGAAUAACCAACGUGUAACCUAUGCAGAACUGAAUUUGGCCAAGUCCGCCAAGAGACAGCAAAGAAAGCCUAAAGGCACUCAAAGUUCCAUUCCAGUAACGGAGCAGGAAAUAAUAACCUAUGCAGAAUUAACUCUUCAAAAUGCUUCCUGGGAUCCUCAAGAGAGGGACAGGAAGGGCCACUCCAAAGUUUCACCAUCAUCUCCAGAGAAGCGCAUUGGUGGGACCCUAGGUGUCAUCUGCCUUGUCCUGAUGUCCGCUGUGGUGACAAUACCUAUUAUUCUCUCUAAAGUAAUACGGGAGCAGAAUAAUUCUUCAUUGAAAACCGGGUUCCAGGAAGCAGAUCAUUGUGGACAUUGUCCAAAGGAGUGGUUUACAUAUUCCAAGAAUUGCUAUUACAUUAGCACUGAAAAAAAAGCAUGGAAUGAGAGUUUGCUGGCCUGUGCUUCUAAGAACUCUAACCUACUUUACAUAGAUAAUGAAGAAGAAAUGUACUGUUAUCAUAGGCACCAUCCCUGUCAUUACCCAGCCUCAGAGAUGGAUGAGCAACAAGAAAAUGACUCAGAAAUGAGUCUGGUUAAGGACUUAAGGAGACAGCAAGUGAAAGAUUCACCAUCACCUCCAGAGAAGCUCUUUGCUGGGGUCCUGGGAGUUAUCUGCCUCAUCUUGAUGUACAGUGUAGUAAGAGUGAUACUUUUUAUACCUUGUACUGGUAAACUGGAGAAGAACAAUUCAUCCCUCAAUACAAACAUCCUGAAAGCAUAUCAUUGUGGUCAUUGUCCACUGGAGUGGUUUACAUAUUCCAAAAAUUGCUACUACAUUAGUACUGAAAAUAAAACAUGGAUUGAGAGUGUGCUGGCCUGUGCUUCUAAAAACUCUAACCUGCUUUAUAUAGAUAAUGAAGAAGAAAUGGAAUUUCUGAGUUUCAUGUUACCACCAUCAUGGAUUGGAAUUUUUCGUAGCAGCAGUGGUCAUCCAUGGAUGUUGAUAAAUGGUUCAGCUUUCAAAAUAAAUUACAGAAUAGCAGAACUAUCAUCUGAUAAAGGUGACUGUGUUCUGCUACACCUAUAUGGCCUCACAUCAUGGAGUUGUGGAGCUUCAAAAAUAUAUAGUUGCAAACAUAAGCUUUAGAGGUAAAACACCUGAGUUUGGAUUCUGUUGGAAAAACACUUGAGCUUUGGGACAGCAUGGAUGGACCUGGAAAAUAUUAUGCCAAGUGAAAUAAGCCAAUCUG